This is a messenger RNA of Lactuca sativa (garden lettuce), 684 nucleotides long. Lineage: Eukaryota; Viridiplantae; Streptophyta; Magnoliopsida; Asterales; Asteraceae. The record is from RefSeq and is a predicted model, not a curated record.
ACUAUUGUGUCUCUUUCCCGAAGAUCCACUAGUUAUAUACCACCGCAGUAUUUGUCACUCUCACUCGAAAGAUAUUUUCUCCAUAGCUUCUGAAACUGUGUGUAAAGUGAAGGUGAUGCCAAUGGGUGUAGUUCAGCAGAAUCAGCACGGGAAUGGAUUUCCAUCGUCAGCCCUGAAUCCUAACGCUCCGAUGUUCGUACCGGCCUCGUAUCGUAACGUUGAGGACUUCUCCGACCAGUGGUGGUCGCUCGUUCGGUCCUCCCCUUGGUUUCGUGAUUACUGGCUUCGUGAGUGCUUCUCCGAAUCACAAUUUGAUUUUCAUUCUUCCGAUAACUUCGAUGCGUUCUUCCCUACCGAAGAUUCGCUCCCUGACGUCGAUUGUAAGAUCCGUGGAACUGAAGAUGAACAGAGAGAGGUGCGAAAGGAUUUGAUUUUGUCGAGGGUUUCGAACUGGCGCAAGGCACGCGCUAUAGAGUCGCCGAGGAACUACGAGAAGGCACCGAAGAUUGUGAAUGUGAAAGUGAAUCCGAGGCCGAUUCAUCAACCGCGAUAGAUCAUCGAGUCACAUACCGAUUUAACGGCAGAUGGAGUCAGAUCUCUAGUGUACGUGUCUGUAGUUGUUCUGUAAACCGAUUGUAAAUACCAAUAAAAAUGAAUAGAUUCAAGAGGCCGUUAAGAGUAUCA